CUUGGUGAUUUGAUUUUUUGAAGCAUGAAAGCAACCAGAACUUAACGUGUCUGAAGACUUGUGAUUUUUUUUUAAAAAGGAAACUUGACCGAGGAACAUAUUUAUAGUCCAAGUAAGUACUUUACACAGGAAAUUUACAUUGUGUAAUUAAAAAACAAAAAAGAAAGAAUUUUGAGAUUUUUAGUUUAAAGUCCAUUGGAUUAACGUUCAUCUAAGGCUGUUGAGCAAAUCAUUUUGAAUUGCAGUUUUUACAGUAUAUGUUCUUCAGCUCCUUCAUUCACAUGUGUUAGUUCAGCACCUAGGGGAAAUAUGCACUUGGCUUUGAAUAAGUAUGAGAUUUUAAAUACAUAUAUAUAUUUAUAUAUAUAUAUAUCAGCAUCAAGAAGAAAAUGUUUCUAAAAUAAAUAUAUAAUAAAUAAUGUGCUUCUGGAAAUAAAAUACUUACAGCAUUUUAAAUCUAUUUAUACUGUGCAUCUCAAACCGAGAAGACGAAAGUACCUCUGAGACCUGAGAGCUCCUCAUACCAUCAUGAAUGAAACCGCAUCCAAUACAAUAACUGGAUUAUAAUUUUUUGGUGGUAUUAUUAUUAUUAUUGGCUGCUUUACUUUUUUGGGUUCAUCCUGCUCCUCUUCUUCCUCUCUCCCUCCUCUUUGCUGCUCCCUGUUGGAAAUUAUGGCUCAUCCUGGGAGAAGAGGCUAUGAUAACCGGGAGAUAGUGCUGAAGUACAUCCAUUACAAACUGUCACAGAGGGGAUAUGAUUGGGCUGCCAAUGAAAACAGAGGACCAGUUUCUCCAAAUCUCUCUCCCCCUACUGUUGCUGGGACCUCAUCUGACCAUGCUGGGCUGGUGUCUCUGCCUCCUGAGCCCCCUGGCUCGGCUGCUGCUAGUAACGUACCCCUUGGUGAUGGGCUGCGCCCAGCACCGCAGGCUGUUCUCUUGACUCUGUGCCAAGCUGGAGAUGAAUUUUCCCGCCGCUACCACAGAGAUUUUGCCCAGAUGUCUGGCCAGCUGCACUUGACCCCAUUCACGGCCAGGGGGCGCUUUGUGGCGGUGGUGGAGGAGCUGUUCCGAGAUGGGGUUAACUGGGGAAGGAUCGUGGCCUUCUUUGAAUUCGGUGGCGUGAUGUGCGUGGAGAGUGUUAAUCGGGAGAUGUCGCCUCUUGUGGACAGCAUUGCUGUGUGGAUGACCGAGUACCUGAACAGACACCUACACAACUGGAUCCAAGACAACGGAGGCUGGGAUGCCUUUGUGGAAUUGUACGGCAGCAACAUGAGGCCUUUGUUUGAUUUCUCCUGGAUCUCUUUGAAGACUAUCCUAAGUCUGGCUCUGGUGGGAGCUUGCAUCACCCUUGGCGCUUAUCUGGGACAUAAGUGAAGUCAACCAUCUAACCAUGGAUUACAAAAGUCUUACGAAACAAUAAAAUAAUAUGUUUUUUCCAGUAGCACAAUUAUAUUAGUUUUAUGAGCAGAAGUUCCUGGCUAAAUAUAAAUCAGCUAUUACUGCCAAAGGGAAGUAUCAUUUAUUUUUUACAUUGCAGGAAACAAAGUUAUUUAUUAAAAGAUAUUUACAUUUAACUUGCUAUUUUCAGAAACUCUACAAACAAUUUAUAUCCGAGUAUCACAUAAUAUUGUUAUGAAUUGUAAUGAGCCCCCAACACCUUGAGCUUUUUUUAUUUUUUUAAAUAAAUUAAUGCAGCUGGAUGGAUUAAAUAUACUGACAAAGACCUACCUGCUUUCUCUUGGGGGAGCAGUUACUUGGGCUGCUUCAGACUGUGUAAUUGUGUUGAUUUUACUACAAUUUCUCACAGAUCCAAGGAGAUGGGAUCCUAAAAAAAUCAGAGGGAGUGAAGUUAGAAUUAUUUCCAGCUGGCAAGUACUGACAUUAGUAUACAAUUCAAUAUGGUACAUACUUGGUGUCAGAAUAGCAACUUCUCGAAGGACAGCUAUCUAUAGGAGUCUCCUGGCAGGACAACAGUUUGAAAUACGAUUGCAUAUAUUUUAUGAAAGUAUUUUUAAGUUACCAAAUUGUGCCAAUACAUCAUAAUCAUAACAGUAUCAUCUGAUACCUUAAAAGGAUGAUAUGUCAAUUCAGAUACUCUUUAUGAGCGCAUGAAAUGAAAUCCUUUGGACAUGCAAGAAAUUACUGUUUCAAUGAUUUCCUCAGCAGUAAAAUGUCUUUUACAGCUACACACACAGAAACCGUGAGACCGUCAGUGCCUGCCUCUACAGAGCACAGCUGGAGGCUGGAGUCCUGACUUGUGUCCCAUUUUAGUGGGCUCAUAUCUGCAACUGAUCCUGUUUACUUGCUGAGCUCCUCUAGGGUUUUGAAACCAAUUAAGUUUGGUCUCUAAAUCCCUGAAAGUUGAAAAAGGUUUAAAUUUAUUUGGCAAGAAACAGACCUCAUCUGAGUUCCAGAUUAGCUCGAACUAUGCUUGUUUAUCAAACUGGACACCAAAAUCACAUUCAUUUUCAUAACAAAGAAGUCAGAUGACCUGUAUUCUUUCCCCCAUUUCACCCCCACCCCCAGCCAAAGUAUUUCAUGCUAAUAAUUUCUUAAGACUUUCUACAGAAAUAAAGAAGAUGAAGAAAUUGUCCUAAUCCUCUAGCUGGACAGAGACUCACUGACAUCCAGAUUCCUUAGAUGCCUAUUGUCAUUUCAGGGGAGAAUAAGGAGGGGGAAAGGAUGGACUGAGUAGGCUUCUUGAAUAAUAAAUGUAAUUUAAAUAAGAUUAAUUCAGAAUACUUAAUAUACAGCUUUAUAACAACUGCAUAAAUCCUGGAACCAUAUAUCUUAGACAUGUCAACAUACUUUAAGGUGGGCUUUAACAAGCUUUUGGCUUCUAUGAAUUCCACCUUAAAAACCUCUAAGUCAAGUGUUUUUAUUUUUUUACUAUGAAACUGUCAAAAUAUGAACUUUGUGGCUAAAUGUACAUCCAGGGACAAGUUAGAAAGCUCUGGAUAAAAGGACAGGAACAACAUACAAGUACUUUCAGAGUGAAAACAAUACAAUGAAAAACUAUGCAGACUCAACCUUGAGAUUUCAAUAAUAUAACUUUGUGGCAUUAUAUGCAAAAUAUCUGCAGUAAUUUAGGAAUGUAAUAUGUUCAUUGUUAAGGCUGUAAUUGAUGUGAUUUCUUCAAAGCUGCUUUUUUUAGAUUUGUGCAUCUCAGCAUUUUUAUUGCUAUUUAGUCAUGGCACCUACACUUUCUAUGGGCAAAGAUUGAGUGAGCGUUGCAUUUCAAAUUUGAAAUUAUUUUAAUUUUACAGAAACAUUUAAUGGAACUAAUGUUUCUAAAGCAAAUGUGAUCUGUUUUUAAACUCUGCUGAGUAAAAACACCUGAAAUGUCAAAACUGUAUGCAUUUGUGCAAGGCACUUAUGAAAAAUAUUUAAAAAUAAUAGGGAACCACAUAUUAGGAAUUGAAUGUGGUCUUGGUUUUUCCACCUAGCAGGUUUAAUUUAUGGAAAGCCAGGUACAAAGCUGAACUAGAAUUGGCACUGUACUAAUGUUUCAAUCCACAUUUCACAAUCUAGUCUUCAUUUCAGUUUGUGCCCAUUAACCCCCCAUUAAAAAUAAUGAAUGAUUUGACCUUGAACUUUUUCAAUGUUGAAUUGUUAUGGUUUACAUUAUCAAAAAAUAUAAAAAGAGUAACUAUAAAUUCCUGUGCUGCUAUACUACCAAGAUAAUUUGGAUAGAGUUUAUUUUGGACUAUCCUCCAGUGGCAAGAUUUUUUCAAAGCUGCUUUAGAUGUAAUAUGAAGUAGUCACAUUACAGAGAUGAUUAUGUAGAUGCUGCCAAUUUGUGUUCUGUUGUAUCUAUUCACUGGGAUUCCCAGCAUAUUAGUUAAUAAGUUAAAAGAGUCAAGGCAACUGUUAAUGGUUAUUUUAUUAAACAGAUAAUGGAGCUUUCCCAUUCUGACUGCAGAAUUGUACAAUAUUGUGGCUGCAUUAGCUGUAAGUUGAUGAUGCAUUUAUUAUUAAUCACCAUACUAGAAACAUUGAAUGUAUAUUAAAGCUUGAACUUGUUUAAAAAAAAUCUCCCCCUCAACCCUCUUGCGUUCCCAGUGAUUCCUGUCACUUCCAUUUUCUUUGUUACCGUCUGAAACAGAACUUUCCCUACAACAUGCAAGGCCUUACUAUCAUGCUCCAAAACUACAUUUCAGUUAAAAAUCACUUCUUCUGUCACCCCAAUCCGUCCUGUUGGUAAUCUAUAAAAAGAAGCUAAACAUAUAAAUAGUUGCACUUCUAAAGUUACUCGGCUGUGGAGAACCAACGGACAACACGGGAAGAGGUGUUAAGAAGUGUAGAGAGGAGAUAGAUCAUUGAUAUAUCUCCAUGACUGAGGAUAAACGUGUCUGAGAAAUUUGGCCAUGUUUCAUCUAGGUGAAAAGAAAAAGAAUGAUAGGCAGUGAAGAUAAACAGAGCAAAAUGUUAAAAAAAUUCCCCCCAAAGCACUUAAGUAAAGCCUUGUUAAUUCUAGCAGCAAUCAUCUACAAACCAGAUCAGAUUUUUGAUGUUACUGUACCACAAUUUUUUUUUUGUCCUGUAAUUCUUUUGGGCUUUGUUUUUCAAUAAAAAAGUCUUGUUUUUUUAAACAAAGGAAAACAUCAUAAGAUCAUCUAAGAUUUGUCAUAGUUCCACAAUGCACCGAUAAGCCCCUUUGUUUUCAGUUUUAACUGAUUUUUUACCAAAAAUGUCCUGGGUUUUACAAAAAGUAU
Molecule: messenger RNA, 4715 nt
Organism: Terrapene triunguis (Three-toed box turtle)
Lineage: Eukaryota; Metazoa; Chordata; Testudines; Emydidae
Gene: BCL2
Product: BCL2 apoptosis regulator
Exons: 2
Coding region: 673-1374 (233 amino acids)
Biological process (GO): extrinsic apoptotic signaling pathway in absence of ligand; negative regulation of intrinsic apoptotic signaling pathway; intrinsic apoptotic signaling pathway in response to DNA damage
Cellular component (GO): mitochondrial outer membrane
Molecular function (GO): protein homodimerization activity; protein heterodimerization activity
Source: RefSeq, a predicted model, not a curated record